AGUCUACAUUGCUCCCUACAUUGCUCCCUACAUUGCUCCCUACAUUGCUCCCUACAUUGCUCCCUACAUUCUUCCGCCUCUGAUAUUCGUCUUUCGGUAAAGGCCCAACAGCCGAUUGACGAACGUUGCGCCUCAAACUCGAGACGAACAAUCCAGAAACCAGAUCCACCUCACCGUAACCGGGCCCGACAUCAUGCGAGCAUAGCGGCAAUGUUCACUUCAGCUACUCCUUUCCAGUCUUGUUGAUCGCGACACUCUCAUACUCCUGGAACGAUCCCUGCCUUCUGUCGCUCUACUCCACAAAACCCUUGCCCCAGUUUUACUUCCUUUCUGAAAGAUUCACAAUGGUCGAGUCCGACUACAACUCCACCGCGCGAGCGCUGGCCACUCGCAUCGAGGACGACACCGACGGUCCAACCCUGCCGAUUCACCACAGCCCCAACUCCGAGUCGCCGCUAUGGUCACGACGGUCACGCGACUCCGUUCGCGGAAGCACACAUGAUAGACGAAGGGCCGGUCAGAAUAGAUGGAUUCAGAGCGCUUUGAUGGUGCAGAGACAUGCGUUACAGACGUGGUACCACUUGACACUGCUACAACAGGUGGGCGUCGUUUUUGCGGCGGUUCUAUUUCUCGUCCUGGGGAUCGUAGCAACGGUGUUUCGACAUGAGCUCUUCCACGCCCUGGGCCGUGCCGCACAUAAAUGGCGGGAGAUGCCUGCUGGUUGGCUGAUCCUGUGGGUCCUGACCUUUAUAGUGUCCUUUCCACCCUUGAUUGGCUACUCGACCCUGGUCACAGUAGCGGGUGUUGUAUUCGGCAUGCGAGGAUGGUUCAUCAUCGCAUCUGCCACGAUUAUCGGAUCAACCUGCUCCCUAGUAGUCUCAAGGACACUGCUCAGGGACUUCGUUGGCAAAAUCACCGCCAAAAACAAGCAAUUCGCCGCCCUGUCCCUCGUCCUCAAACACGAUGGUCUCAAACUCCUCUGUCUGAUCCGCUUAUGUCCCCUCCCCUACAGUCUUGCCAACGGCGCCAUCAGCACAAUCUCCACCGUCACCUGGCCAAACUUCAUGCUCGCAACCGCCAUCGCCUCCCCCAAACUCCUCCUGCACAUCUUCGUCGGCUCGAAAAUCGGCGAGCUCGCUGAAGAAGGCGACAAGAUGGAUACCAAAACUCAAAUCAUCAGCUAUCUCAGCAUCGCCGUCGGUAUGCUCCUCGGUGUGGGUACCGGCUACCUCAUCUAUAUGAGAACCGCUGCGCGCGCCAAAGUCCUCGAGGCUGAGGAAGCGGCUGCUAUGGCGGGAGCUGGUCGGGACAGCGCCGAUGAUGGGGCUGAGUAUAUCGAUGAUCCGAUGCUCCGUGAACAGAUUGAUACGCUGCGUGAAGAAGAUGAUAUCUCAUUACAUCAGACUUCUGAUCGCCGUGCUGGUGGAGGGAACCAUACGUAUCGGGACGAAUUCACGGACGAUGAGGAUGCGGUUGAGCAGGACGCUUUUGAUAUUGGCGGUGAUGAGGACGAUGAGGAUGCGGUUGAUAACGAUGAUAAGUCAAGCAAUAGAGAUUCAUGAGGAUUGGCUAAACGGGAAACUUGGAUUUAUAUACCGUAUUAGAUUAUUUACCCUCGUCAUAGAAUCUGUAGAAGUUGUCCAACCUCGAUUCAAUCGACUGAAUUAAUUGAGGAGUAUUGUAAGCUCGGUUUCGUGGACAGCGGUGCAGAUAUCAGCAAUCUACAGCACGAUUUGAUGAA
Molecule: messenger RNA, 1741 nt
Organism: Dissoconium aciculare CBS 342.82
Lineage: Eukaryota; Fungi; Ascomycota; Dothideomycetes; Mycosphaerellales; Dissoconiaceae
Exons: 1
Coding region: 345-1562 (405 amino acids)
Biological process (GO): vesicle-mediated transport; mitotic spindle elongation
Cellular component (GO): Golgi membrane
Source: RefSeq, a predicted model, not a curated record